Molecule: messenger RNA, 2513 nt
Organism: Larimichthys crocea (large yellow croaker)
Lineage: Eukaryota; Metazoa; Chordata; Actinopteri; Sciaenidae
Product: forkhead box protein G1
Exons: 1
Coding region: 160-1404 (414 amino acids)
Biological process (GO): regulation of transcription by RNA polymerase II
Cellular component (GO): nucleus
Molecular function (GO): DNA-binding transcription factor activity; sequence-specific double-stranded DNA binding
Source: RefSeq, a predicted model, not a curated record
CCAUGCCUCUCUCCUCCUGACCCUCCUUCCUCUCUCUCCUCUGUCUCUCUGUUCGUUUCCAGUCGGGAUCACGGAGGCGGACGGACGAGCGCGGAUUUUGUUGUUGUUGUUGUUGUUUUUAUUCUUAUUAUUUAUUCCUCGUUUUUCGGGCCAGCAGGGAUGGAGGAUGUGAAAGAGCCACCGACCGUGCACCGGUCCUCCUCCUUCAGCAUCAAGAGCCUCCUGCUGCCCUCCAAGUGCGACAGACCGGACUCCGCCGCCGCCGCCGCCGCGGUGGUCGGCAUCCACGGGACUCUCUCUCCCUCCCCGGGCUCCGACUCUGACAAGUCGCUGGAGCCGCCGGAGGUGGACUGCACGGCCACCGCGUCCCUGGACCCGGAGAAACCGGGCAAGGAGGAGCAGGGGGAUGAGGAGGAGGAGGGCGGGGGAGGGGGAGGCGGAGGAGGGGACGGAGCUAAGGCCACACCGGAGCAGAAUACGAACGGCACCAACAGCGGGAAAAACGGGAAAUAUGACAAGCCCCCGUUCAGCUACAACGCCCUGAUCAUGAUGGCCAUCCGGCAGAGCCCCGAGAAGCGGCUCACGCUGAACGGCAUCUACGAGUUCAUCAUGAAAAACUUCCCGUAUUACCGGGAGCACAAGCAGGGCUGGCAGAACUCCAUCCGGCACAACCUGAGCCUCAAUAAGUGCUUCGUGAAGGUGCCCAGGCACUACGACGACCCGGGGAAGGGGAACUACUGGAUGCUGGACCCGAGCAGCGACGACGUUUUCAUCGGGGGGACCACCGGGAAGCUCCGCCGGCGCUCCGCCACAUCCCGGGGCAAGCUGGCGAUGAAGCGCGGGCUGCGCUUCGCUCCUCUCGGCUUGGGGAUUAACGAGCGGGCGAACAACCCGCUGUACUGGCAGAUUUCUCCGUUCCUGUCUCUGCACCAUCACCACCACCACCACCCGCACUACAACGGAUCCUCACCCGGGUUUCUGAACCAGGCGGCCGGCUACGGGUCGCUGCUGCCCGCGGUGGAGCAGCUGAGUAACGGGGAGCUGGGGCGCUCCAUCCUCGGCGGGUCGGCGAGUUUGGGUUUGACGAACAGUUACGGGAUGAGCACGUCGCCGGUCGGGCUGCUUUCCGGUCAGACCGCCGGGUAUUUUGUCUCAGGGACCCAACACGCUGCUGCAUCGGCACCGGGGCCACCGGGAGGAGGAGGCCCGCCGCAUCCUCCUCCACCACCGCCUCCACCGCCGCAUCUCCAGCAGGGCGCACCGGGCUUCGGCGGCCCGCAGUCUCUGCUGUCGGACUCGCUCAGAAACAGCUCCCUACCGGCCUUCUCCCCGGGCGUGUCCGCGGGGUUCCCCGGGGUGCUGUCCCAUCAGAAGAGGGUGACCCCGAGCGCGUUCCUCAACUGACAAUCACCGGCACCGGGCGCGAGGACGCGCAGAGACGUCACGUUUAAGGGCAAAAAAAAAAAAAGAAGUGGUAAAUAUCAAAAGAGAAAAAUAUGAAGAGAAAAAAUGAAACUUUCCUUUUGGCCAUAAUCUCAGAGACUGUACCAAAGGUGACAGGAAAUAUUUACAGCUAUUUAUAUCUUGUACAAAGACUCAGUAACUUCCUUCAGUCUUAUUUAUGUUUUGUAUUUAUUGUAAUUUAAGAUUAUGUGUCAGUGCUGAUCAGUAUUUAUGGAUUUUGAGACAAUCAGAGAAGCGAAGCCUUAAAACGAGCAGAACAAUCAGCAGCAUAUCUUUACUCAGGUCGAGCCGAACAAUCAGAAGUUCUGUGGAGAGUUUCCUUCCAAAGUCCAAGAUCCAGACUGAAAACCAGAACAAGGAUGUUCAAGCUUCUGGAACGGAACUCUCCACGUGUAAAAUUAUGCAAAAACAGCAGCUGGAAAAACGUUUUAUUGUUUUAUUUUGGUGAGUGUGUGUGUGUGUGUGUGUGUGUGUGUGUGUGUGUGUGAGAGAGAGAGAGAGAGAGAGAGAGAGAGCGCCUCCUGCGCAUGUGCGUCGCCGCCGCCGUCCUCUGCGGCCUCUCCUCCGGCUCGGUUCAGCUCCGGGGCUCCGGUCAGAGUACGGAGGCCUCUCCAUGCUGGAACCUUCGUUUGUUUUUAUUGUUCUUGUUUCUUUUUACGGGGGGGAAGACAAACCGAGCGGCUCCAAAUUAACCAUCAGGCCUUGCGUCAACACGCGCACAGACGUCAGGUGGAAACUUAAAAAAAUAAAAACAAACUCCUGCAGUCACCUGACUCCAAAAUUAAAGCUCACUGUUUUAUAUUUAUUUAUGUUUCCACAGUAGCUGAGUUGGAGUUAAUGAAUCUUUUGAUUGGUUCAAGUUUCAUGUCUGACUUUAUAAAAAACAUCUGAGCUUUCAGCUGCUCUCACGGGCUUCCUCCAGCACCCUCGGUCGUCACGGAGACAGUUUUAGUUAAAUGGAUAUUAGUUUUAUUAUUUUUGUCUUGAUUAUUUGAGGCACAGAGGAGCUGAAAAAUAUUAAUAAUCCAACAAAAUUGUAAAAAAUUACA